Messenger RNA from Aspergillus piperis CBS 112811, 947 nucleotides. RefSeq names its product carbohydrate esterase family 5 protein. The coding region runs from base 81 to 947 and encodes 288 amino acids. Gene Ontology annotation, molecular function: cutinase activity. The record is from RefSeq and is a predicted model, not a curated record. NCBI's taxonomy places the organism in Eukaryota, Fungi, Ascomycota, Eurotiomycetes, Eurotiales, Aspergillaceae. Gene Ontology annotation, cellular component: extracellular region. Gene Ontology annotation, biological process: carbohydrate catabolic process. The transcript is spliced from 3 exons.
CCAUCCUCCCUCCCAUCCUCAUCCACCCAGUCAGUCACUCGUUGAGCAGCGCUCCAUACAUUCGUUAUAAACAAACCAAAAUGAAAUCCUUCAUCACCCUCUCCCUCCUCGCCACAGCCCUAGGCGCCCCCACCUCCACCCUCCAGGCCCGUCAAUUCGACCUCUCCUCCUUGACCUCCGGCCUCUCCGCCCUGACCUCCGGCUCGGCAGCCAGCUCUUCCUCCGGCUCGACUGGAAGUACCGGCACUGGAUCAGAAACGACCACCGGAUCCAGCGGCCUCAGCGCUCUGGCCUCGCUGUUCCCGUCGUCAUCCACUUCCAGCACUACGGGCAGUACCAGCGGUACUAGCGACAGCAGCAGCAGUGAUGGCCUGAGCAGCCUGCUGAGCAUAAAAGGCUCAUCCACUGAGAACGGCGUGACCCAACACAGCGGCAGCUGCAAGAAACUCACCUUCAUUUUCGCCCGCGGCACGACCGAGAUCGGGAACAUGGGAACCGUCGUCGGUCCGGAGGUCGCGAGCGAGUUGGCCUCCCUGACUGGGAAUCAGGUCACUGUGCAGGGUGUGAAUUAUCCUGCUGAUUGGGAGGGUAACGUCUCCCUCGGCUCCUCGGGCGGUCCUACCAUGGCCUCGUACGUGAAGGAAGCGCUGCAGCAGUGCCCCAACACCAAGGUCGUGCUGGGAGGUUACUCGCAGGGUUCGAUGGUGGUGCAUUAUGCCGCGAACCAGCUCAGCGCGGACCAGUUGUCUGGUGCGGUGUUGUUCGGUGAUCCGUUAAAGAUGGAGGGCGUGGGUAAGUUGUCGAGCAGUAAGGUCAAGGAGUUCUGUGCUAGUGGGGAUCCUGUUUGCGAGAAUGGUGUCAAUGUCAUGGCGCAUUUGACUUAUGGCAGUGAUGCGAAGGAGGCAGCGCAGUUUUUGGUCCAGGCUGCGGGGGUUUCUUCUUCUUAG